GGACGAGUGAUAAGGCAACACCACCCGAACACAAACAUCCGCUGCCGUCUCCAGAUUAUGAAAGCGUGACGAAGAAACUCUUCUAACUACGCCACAACCCAGCCAAGAAGCAGACUGAUGGGCGUGUCGACAAUUUGAUGGCUUUUGCGUUACAUCGGUUAAGAACAGGAAAUGUUUUUAGCCCCGGCGUCUAUCGAUUUCUAACCUCGGUCGGCAUGGAUCAAAUGGGGCUCGGCGCGAGUCGUUCCGCUCUGGAGCGCCUCGACUUCGACAACGUCGCCCUGAAGAAACUUCCCUUGGACGCCUCCGAGGAAGACGGUGUACGGCAGGUGAAAGGCGCUUGUUUUUCCAAAGUCAAGCCGCAACCGCUGAGCCAUCCUCGAUUCGUGGCGGUGUCCCACCAAGCUUUGGCUCUGCUGGGGCUCGACGGGGACGAAGUGACGGGCGACCCGCUCGGACCCGAAUACCUGAGCGGUUCCAAAGUCAUGCCCGGGUCCGAGCCCGCCGCUCAUUGCUACUGCGGCCAUCAGUUCGGCCAUUUCGCCGGGCAGUUGGGUGACGGGGCGGCCUGCUACCUGGGGGAGGUCAGAGUACCACCAAACCAGGACCCGGACCUUUUGCACGAAAACCCCAGUGGCCGGUGGGAGAUUCAGGUGAAAGGAGCUGGAUUAACACCUUACUCGAGACAAGCCGAUGGCCGCAAGGUCCUUCGCUCCAGCAUAAGAGAGUUCCUCUGCAGCGAGGCCAUGUUCUUCCUUGGCGUGCCCACCACAAGAGCGGGCUCUGUCGUGACGUCCGACAGCAAAGUGGUCAGGGAUAUUUACUACAGCGGACACCCUCGACACGAGAGCUGCGCGGUUGUCCUCAGGAUCGCGCCGACUUUUUUGAGAUUUGGUUCUUUUGAGAUCUUUAAGCAAGCGGAUGAGUUUUCCGGUCGUCAGGGUCCCAGCUACGGACGUGAUGAGCUCCGGGUGCAGAUGCUGGAAUAUGUCAUCGGGAUGUUCUACCCAGAGAUCCAGCAGCAAUACUCGGACCGGGUGGAGAGGAACGUGGCAUUCUUCAGAGAGGUGAUGCGUCGAACGGCUCGACUGGUGGCUCAGUGGCAAUGCGUUGGCUUUUGUCACGGUGUCCUCAACACUGACAACAUGAGCAUACUAGGACUCACGCUUGACUACGGUCCUUAUGGCUUCAUGGACAGGUUCGACCCAGAGUUCAUCUGCAACGCUUCCGACAACUCCGGACGCUACUCCUACCAGGCUCAACCCGCCAUCUGCCGAUGGAACCUGGUUAAAUUUGCGGAAGCGCUCGAUCCGGAGCUCCCUCCUGAUCGGGCCCAGGCCGUUAUGGAGGAAUAUUUAGAUUUGUAUAACAGCUACUAUCUGGAGCAUAUGAGGAAGAAGCUAGGUUUACUUAAAAAAGAGGAACCCGAGGAUGAGAUCCUGAUCACGGAGCUGCUGCAAGCCAUGCACAACACAGGUGCUGACUUUACCAACACAUUCCGGAGUCUAAGUCAGAUCUCUUCUCCGUCUGAGGGGGAAAACGACAGCGAAGAUGAAGUUGUCAAGCAAGCCGCAAAGCUUUUAAUGGAGCAGUGCGCCUCUUUGGAGGAGCUGAAAGCUGCCAAUAAGCCCACCAUGGAUCCACGUGAGUUGGCCAUGCUGCUUUCCUUGGCUCAGAGCAACCCGGCACUCUUCCAGAUGGUCUCAGACAGAGCGACAAUUGCGAGGCAGCUUAGCAAACUGGAAAAACUUAAAGAACUAAUGGAAACGGACGAAGAAGGACUCAAAGCCAGGCAGACUGACGAGUGGACCCGCUGGAUCGCGCGCUAUAGGAAGCGUCUGGCUCGGGAAAUGGACGGACAAAGUGACGUGCGGGCCGUGCAAGAGGAGCGAGUGAGGGUGAUGGACGCCACCAACCCGCGGGUGGUGCUUCGGAACUACAUUGCCCAGAAUGCAAUUGAGGCUGCGGAGAGUGGAGACUUUUCUGAGGUCCGACGCGUCCUCAAAGUUCUAGAGAAGCCUUUCUCCUCCCAGCCGGGUCUCGAGGUUCCCGCGUGGCUGGGUCAAGGCGGCGCCACGCAACAGGGAGAGUUGGACGACAACGAAGAGCAACAGGAAGGGGCGUCAGCGUCCCAGGCCCGAAAUCCCGUCCCGUACGACAGCAAACCUCCCGCGUGGUCUCAGGCCAUCUGUGUCACAUGAUCUUCGUAACCACUUCCUUGACUUGAUCCACCGGCCCGCCAAAUGGGAGGAAGUUUUAAGCAUUUGACUUCCUUUUUUUAGAUAAUAGGCUUUACGGUUAUCUAUAACGGAGGCGGAGCCAAUCAGGGAAGUGUUUUUGAUGUUCAACACUCCACAGAAAGCAUCAAAGACACAAUGCAUUCAGGUAGUAAGUUGGGUUGGUGCCUUAAAUAUUCAUUGUUAUGAUAUUUGAAGGAUCUUAUAACGGUGCUACACGUCCAAUCCAUUUGACGUGGGAGCCACCCUCCCACGUCAAAUGGAUUGGACGUCUACUCGUGAUAAACUCAUUUAAAAGUAAUUGCCCCAUGAUUGGACAUCUAUCACUGUCAAUGGCACUGAAAGAGUUAAUCAUCAGCCCAUUUUGUUGCCUGUCUGUUUGGUGCCUGCUGGCUAUUCAUGACGUCGCAGACGGCAAGUCUCGCAAAGACUCGUCUGGGACUGAUUUACUGUGGAGGUUAAAUAGAAAAAAUCGUACUGUUAUUAGACAUUCAUUUUUGCCGUAGUGGAAAAUGUGCUGCUCGGCCACUUGGGGGCAGUGUCGUAUCACAUGCGGAUAAACUGUACAUGUUGUAUUAGUUCUUGGCAGAGGAUAAAGAAGAUGCUAAUUGAUAUGGUGGCUAUUUAUGUUUAGGGCUUUGCAGUACACUCAAUGGCACUGAAGCAUGAGCAUUCACAGUUGUAAUUGAAUUGGACAGUUAUUGUUGUCAGUGGAAGGCAAUUACUUAAAAAAAAUUUUUUUUUUUAAAUCACCUCUUUAGAGUGUUAUUGGUGGCCAUAACUAGACUGUAAAAGAUUAAAAAAUGGAUAAAAGUAAAUAUUAAUUCGAGCAGAUUUCAUCCUAAGUAGCCACAUUCAAAGCAUUGCCACAUUUCUGACCUCUGUGACCUUUGACCCUUUCUCUUCUCAUCAUGAAGUAUCACCUCCUUUGUAAAUUUGAGUUAAUAGGCCCAUCCAUUAUCAAGUUAUUGUACAAUUCCUGAUCUGAGCUCCGUGACCUUUGACCUCAUUACCCCAAAAAAGCCGCUGCCCUGCACCCUGACCCCGGAUUAAGCAGCAGAUGAUGGAGGGAUGCGUAUAUUUUAGAGGUGUGCAUCGGCACUGCCCUCACGAUUCGAUUUGAUUACAAUUUGGAGGGCCACGAUUCGAUUCGAUUCAGAGGGUCACGACUCGAUUCAGCAAUGCAUCGCGAUGCCUUAAAGCCUGGGAUGCAUUAAAAUUCUGAAGCAAAGCAUAUUUUUCGUGAAUUAUGAGGCAACACAAGCGGUCAGACAUUAAACAACUUUUCAUUGGCUCUUGUGCCACUCCUGGUUGAAGUCAAAUGAAAAUACUUUCAGAUAUAUAUAUAUAUAUAUUUAUAUAUAUAUAUAUUUUAAAAAAAAAAAAAAACUGAUCACAGCAUUUCAUUAGUGCUUUGAAAAACAGUUUACACACAGUAGCAGCCUUUCACUCAGUGCAACAUCUGAACUCCUGUGCAGAAUCAUCAAUAACAGUCACUGUUUUUUAGUCACAACGACCCAUCAAUAAAAAUAUUCAAGUAAAUAUUAAAACGACAAAGAAAAUAUUGUCGUGCAGCAGCAUCUUUAUCGCAAUAUCAAUCCAGGGAUCAGUUCAGUUCAGUUGCAAACAAAACAUCAACUAAAUUGCAAUGUAGAACAAAAGUAAAAUGUAGGCCUAGCCCACUAUAUAUGCGCAAUCAACUUAGAAAUGCAAUCAGUAACUACCACAUAACAAUAAAAAAGUUAUGAAUUAAAAUGAAGUGCAGCAGCAUUUUAGCAGCCAUAACAAUCUGUUUCAACAUGAGGAAAUAUCAGUUUUUUGCAAUCGGGAGAGCAGAGAGAUAGUAGAGGUUAGAUCGGGCCUAAAAAAUCCAGCCCGACCCAGUUUGGAGUGACGCGAGAAAAAAAAAAAAACGCAGCAGCAGCAAUUUAUUUUCAUCGAGUUGGCAGAAAAAAAAACGCAAGUUUUCUUAAUGUUUAAAUAGUCUA
Corythoichthys intestinalis (scribbled pipefish) is the source of this 4225-nucleotide messenger RNA. RefSeq names its product selenoprotein O1 (gene selenoo1). The transcript is spliced from 9 exons. The record is from RefSeq and is a predicted model, not a curated record. NCBI's taxonomy places the organism in Eukaryota, Metazoa, Chordata, Actinopteri, Syngnathiformes, Syngnathidae.